Molecule: messenger RNA, 1065 nt
Organism: Exophiala aquamarina CBS 119918
Lineage: Eukaryota; Fungi; Ascomycota; Eurotiomycetes; Chaetothyriales; Herpotrichiellaceae
Exons: 2
Coding region: 1-1065 (354 amino acids)
Biological process (GO): positive regulation of transcription by RNA polymerase II
Molecular function (GO): DNA-binding transcription factor activity, RNA polymerase II-specific
Source: RefSeq, a predicted model, not a curated record
AUGGACGCCCCGUCUCCCUCAGCAAGCAUUGAUCCCGCCUCUCUGGCUAUGACCGGCUACUCUCAGUCUUUUCCCGCCACCCCGCCCCAGUCGGAACACGCUGCCAGUCCUCCUCCAGAGGCAGCCGACCAACAGAAGAAGAAGAGGAAAGCAUGGGGUCAACCAGUUCCUGAAAUCAAACAGAUCCUCCCCCCACGUAAGCGGGCUAAGACCGCCGAAGAAAAGGAACAACGGAAGAACGAAAGAAUUCUUCGAAAUCGAAGAGCCGCUGACAAGUCUCGGCAACGUCAGAAGGCCGCUGUCGCGGACCUCGAAGUCCGACAGAUUCGGAUCGAGCAGGAGAACGCUUCGUUGCGCGACCUUGUCGCUCGAUACCAGUCUCGCUUCGGCGUCCAAGCUGAUUUUCCAGCCCCGUCUUUGGCUGAGCCUUCGUCAAUGGACUUCGACUUGGACUCGACGCCAGCGCCUGUGGACGUCAAGACAACUUACAACACACCCUCAUACGCACCAUCACCCUCCGAAGCGGCCGAAACCGUAUCAAAUCACCCCACCCUAGUUGAAUCUGAAGAUCUACCUACCCUCAAACAUGAAUCCCCAGUCCUCGCCCCUCAAUUGAACCUCAUCAACGACCACGCCGAAGCUGACCAUUCUGCUUCUAUGGCGACGUUCGGCAGCUUCGCCCCUGUCUCCGUGUCAACCGGACACAUGGGCUAUCAGCCUGCCAUCGUUCCCAUCCAAUCAGACUUCUCAGCUUGGGCUCAGUUACCUCCUUCAAGUAUUCCAGACCUUGACGAUAUUUCAAACCUUCUCAACGACAACUCUCUUGCCGAUCUACAAUCUCUUCCAGAUUUUGGCACAGAGAUUAUCCAAGACCUCGACGGAACAGGAUUUCUCCUCCAUCCUGACCAACUUCCCACUAAUUCAUUCUUUGAUUUCGAUGCCUUCGACACCGACCAGACCAGCAGUCUUCCGCAUGAAACUUCUGAGCCGACUUCUCGCAUGCAGCCCACACAUGGCGCGCCUAUUACUGGCAGCGACAGACCGGGCUUUGCAGCAAGUAGUUAG